AUGGGCUGCAUCACCUCUGUCUCUUUUUCCUUUCUGCUUAACGGGGAAGUCAGAGGUAAUGUUAUCCCAGAGCGUGGCCUGCGCCAAGGAUAUCCCCUUUCCCCUUUCAUCUUCGUGCUCUGUGCGGAAGCUCUCUCGGGCUUGAUCGUGGAAGCGGAACAGAAUAAUCUCAUUGAGGGUAUCUGUUUUGGUAGGAGAGGGGUGAAGGUCUCCCAUCUGUUCUUCGUAGACGACAACAUCAUGUUUCUCAAUGCGGAUGGGAACGGGAGUAGAGCCCUGAAAGACAUUCUACAUCGGUACACUACAGCUUCGGGACAGAUGGUUAAUUUCAGCAAGUCAGAAGUGUGUUUUGGAAGCAAAGUUGAUGACAAAACAAAGAGAGAGAUAGCGGAGAUCUUCGAGGUCAAGACCACGGAGCAUUUUGAGAAGUAUCUGGGUAUUCCGGGGCUGGUUGGCAGAUCCAAACGGGAAACCUUCAAACCAAUCAAAGACCGAAUCUGGAAUAAGAUAAAGGGCUGGAAAAGAUCCCUGUUCUCGGCGGCGGGGAAGGAAAUCCUGAUAAAGGUAGUGGUGCAGGCUAUGCCGACUUAUGCUAUGAACUGCUUUAGACUCCCUCUGAACUUGAUUAACAACAUACAUAGUAUUGCUGCCAAAUUCUGGUGGGGAUCAACAGAGAAAAAAAGGAAAAUCCAUUGGUGCAAGUGGGAAGAGCUAUGUAAAAGAAAGGAUAGAGGAGGCCUUGGGUUCAAAGAUAUGGAGCUCUUUAAUCAAGCAAUGCUUGCUAAACAGUGUUGGAGACUAGAGAGAUACCCUGAUUCUUUGGUGUCCAAAGUACUCAGAUUUAGCUACCACAGUGAGUGUAACUUUCUGCAAGCAAAGCUGGGUUCUGCCCCCUCCUACAUUUGGCGGAGUCUACUAUGGGGGAGGAGAAUUAUCGAAGCGGGAUCGCGUUGGCGCAUCGGUUCGAGAGAAGAGGUGAGAAUCAUGGAGGACAAAUGGCUGCCAAGACCGUCAAAGUUCACUUUCCUGGAAAAACCCGACCUGCCGUCGGGUCUUAGAGUGAUCGAUCUGAGGAAAGCCGAUGGGGAGUGGGACGAGAAUUUCAUCAGAAACAUCUUUAUAAAGGAAGAUGCGGACUGCAUUCUGAGCAUAGCUCCAGGACAUCUGAAUUCCAGCGACAAGAGAAUAUGGCAUUAUAACCACAAUGGCGACUACUCGGUGCGCAGUGGCUACCAAGUUGCAAUUCGGGAGAAAGAAAGGGCAGAAGGCUCAGACAUGAAAGAAACUGAAAGAUGGUGGAGAAAAUGCUGGUAUUGCCGCAAUAACGAGGCUUUCAGGAAAUGGAGCCCGGAGGCCACAACGAUUGUGGACUGGUCAGCCAACUACCUUGAGGAGUUUGUUCAAAGCCAAGCUGCCCUUGCAGUCAAAACUAAAGCGGCACCUAAGAAAUGGACUGCUCCUGCCGAGGGGGAGAUCAAGAUCAACGUUGAUGCGGCUGUGAAUAAGAACCAAGGUCAUUGUUGCAGUGGGGUAGUGAUCAGAAACAGCCUGGGUGAGGUAAUAGCUUCAAGCUGUACUUUUUUUAAAUACGGUUAUGACCCCCUUGUGGCAGAGCUGCUGGCUAUACAACAGGGCAUCAAACUUACCAUGAAGCUCAACAUUAAGGGGGGACGGAUUGAGUCGGACUGCAGCCUUGCGGUGGGCAUGCUAAACAUACCUCCGGAUGAAAGUGGCGACCUGGACUUACUGGUGUCUGAUAUACAGAGGGAGACUGAAAACCAGAGAAUACUCUCUGUCCGAUUUGCUCCCAGAUCGACGAACAAUGUGGCUCAUAUGAUAGCCAAAUAUGGUAUGUUGUAUCAAGAAACUAGCAGCUGGGUUGGUAGUGUCCCUCAGCUGGCUUCUCUGGCUCUCGCGGAAGACACAGUCCUCAUGGGCUCUUGA
Molecule: messenger RNA, 1944 nt
Organism: Humulus lupulus (European hop)
Lineage: Eukaryota; Viridiplantae; Streptophyta; Magnoliopsida; Rosales; Cannabaceae
Exons: 2
Coding region: 1-1944 (647 amino acids)
Molecular function (GO): nucleic acid binding; RNA-DNA hybrid ribonuclease activity
Source: RefSeq, a predicted model, not a curated record